CUUGGUCAUGAUGUUCACUGCCGGGGACUUCCUGAGGAGCACAGAGCGCAUGCUGCUGCAGCACCUGGGGAUGAGGGGCGACACCGUGGGAGGAGCCCUCAAGUUAGGUGCUGAUUUGGCGCAGGGUAUCGGCUCGUCUCCAUACCUCAUCGACAACGCACAACUGAGGCAACGAGCUAGAGCUGAGUACGCAAAGAGAUCUAAAAAACCUUACGAGGCACUGGUGCUCACACCGGAUGGGAGAGAAGUGAAGAAAAAGCUGCAAAAUGGUGAAAAUCUAUUUUUGGGAUACACUGGAUACGUUGACACUGACGACCCGUCUAUACUCAUCAGUGUUGUUCCCGAAAACUGGCCACCACAAAAUGCUGAGGAGGAGUUUGCGGCGCGUGUCUAUCUGGAAACAGCAGUGGUCUUUAAAAGUUAUAAGAACCAACAAUCCAGCAUUGAUCUUUCAGUGCUCAUACCCAAGGGCCGAGGAACAGGAUGUGCCUGGCACCGGGAUCCCCGGCGACAGAAGCAGGCGCAGUUUUGUCGCCGCUACGAAGGGUACGGGACUUUGUGCCGCUGCAAGGACCCUUUGGAUCCCCAGCGACUGCGGUGGUCAUCGAACUUCAUCCCCAUGUCGGAGAUCAUCCCUAUCGCGAUGCUCACCGCCACCAAGUGUCACUUUUUUUACCGGCAGCUGAUAAGUCUCCUACUGGCUACGGGUGCGGCUCAAACCGACAUUUUGGUCCUCAUCGACGGUCAUCAGGAAGAGACUGCGCAGCUGGCCGCGAUCUUUGGCUUGCCGGUAAUCGAGCACCGCCACGAGGGAGACGCCGGCACUAACACUCCCCUCAACGCGCACUUCAGAUUUUCUUUGUUCACGGCCUUCUCGACCUUCCGCAACGCCUCUAAAGUAAUCAUCUUAGAGGACGACCUCAUCGUCUCGCCUGACUUCAUAAGCUACUUCCACCAGACGGCGUGGCUGCUGGACGCUGACGCCACACUCUACGUCGUGAACAGCUUCUCCCUCAACAGCUGCCCCACGGUCGCGGCUGACGCCACGCGUGUCAGGCGCUCACAAAUGUUCCCCCAGUUCGGCUGGAUGGUCACAAGGGAAUACGCUCAAGAAAUCCUUCAUUUUUGGGUCGACAACUCGGACAAAUCUUGGGACUGGGAUUGGAGGCUACAUUAUGCGCCUCUUCGUCGGGGAAGGUAUGCACUGGUCCCGGAAGUGUCCCGAAGUUUCCACUCUGGAUCGUCAGGAGCUCACAUCAAUGGAUGGAGCCAAGCCCUCAUAUUCUCCAACAUGAUCUACAACCACGACCCAGAUGUCAAGCUUAAAAAUUUACACCUACUCCAAGCUAACGUCUACGCGGAUUAUUUUUCGAGUGAACUCAGGAGAGCAAAAGUCCUUUCAAUGGAAAAUGGCUUCAACCCCUGCCAUAUGGAAACUAUUCCGGAGGAACUGCGUCCCGGUCCCGUCAUAAUUCAUCUGGAGGCCAACUCGUACAAAGACCUUAUUUCACCUCUUAUUCUCCUGGCUAAGUGCCUACACACUUACCCAGAUCACGCUUUUGACAACUACGAAGGUGUGGUGCAGUACACCAUCACGGGCAUCACUCCACACACCACACUUUACGCCGUGGCCUGUCCCAUCUCACCAUACUGUGGGAUCAUUAAGAACGCGACGAUGACGUCACCUCGUCCAGGCGCCAUGGAGCAAGUGUCACGGUAUGACCGCGCCUGGAGACUUGCUAGGUGGUACAGCAACACCAGGGAGGUGCGCUACUCCAACCACAGUGCAACGUAUUACGGCCUGGCGUAGAUGUAGCCUCAGAGUGAUGCGCCAAUCUGUAGGUGGUACAGCAACACCAGGGAGGUACGCUACUCCAACCACAGUGCAACAGUGCAACGUAUUGCAGCCUGGCGUAGAUGUAGCCUCAGAGUGAUGCGCCAAUCUGUAGGUGGUACAACAAUACCAGGUAGGCGCGCAGUAUUACGGCCUAGUGCCAAAUGAAACUGUUGAAAAUAACCACAGGUGAAUGCAUUACGACCUAAAAUAAAUUUUGAUAAAUAUUUAAUCUCGUUUUAGUUAGAAAUGUGGUGAUUUUUAUCGGAAGAGUUCCUAACGGUAGUAAACCCAUUCAAUCUAAACACUGUUUUCAAUCUGAACACUGAGCUUCAUGUUUAUUCUAAUCACUUAUUUGAAUUUAGAUGGCUAUUCAUUCACUACUUAGAUUUAAUUCUGGGAUGUUAACUGCUUGACGUGAAUGCGCACAGCUGAAUGAGGAGGACGUGCUAGUGAAUGGCCUGUCCUACCACUUCUCCCUUUAUGCUCCGCCAGUCUAGAAUGAUGAUUGCGUAACGUCGUAGCAACGUAGGCAGGUACGCAUCACGCCAAUCUGUAUUUAGAAACUAGAGACGAUCGCAUUUGAAUGAGAAGAAUAGCUUUGUACCUACAUAAAAAAUACUAUCUUAAAACUGUUCAUCAACAGAAUAUGAAUAUUGCAAUAUGAAGAUAAAAAU
Messenger RNA from Hyalella azteca, 2511 nucleotides. Its product is annotated as protein O-linked-mannose beta-1,2-N-acetylglucosaminyltransferase 1-like. The record is from RefSeq and is a predicted model, not a curated record. Bases 8 to 1810 code for a protein of 600 amino acids. Gene Ontology annotation, cellular component: Golgi membrane. Gene Ontology annotation, biological process: protein O-linked glycosylation via N-acetylgalactosamine. Gene Ontology annotation, molecular function: beta-1,3-galactosyl-O-glycosyl-glycoprotein beta-1,3-N-acetylglucosaminyltransferase activity. NCBI's taxonomy places the organism in Eukaryota, Metazoa, Arthropoda, Malacostraca, Amphipoda, Hyalellidae. The transcript is spliced from 15 exons.